AAUAAAAAGAAACUGUAAGCUAAAAUUCAUCUGACUCUUAUCACUAGGUCUUUCUUAAAAGGGUUAGAAAAGGAAAAAGCAGUGCAGCUGUCCCACCAUGCCUCGAUCUUUCUUAGUGAAGAAAGUCAAACUGGACGAUUUCUCAGCUGCUGAGCUGGAGAGUUCCUACAGCCGAAGAGAAGAGCUCAGUCUGCGCUUCCAUCAUCAUGACAAAGACUACGUCAGUGGUUAUCUGAGUCCAAAUCCUUAUGAUGACGUUGUGGGAAGUGACUCAUCGGUCAUCUCUAAAGUGCCCUCCCCCAGCCACUCCUCCAUUAUCUAUGGUCACAUUAACAACACCUAUUCUGGUAUCCAUGGUGAUAUCCAUAGUGAUAUCCAUGGUGAUUCAGACCAGCCGGACAGCCCGAGGUCCGAGGUCUCAUCAUCAGCAGGUGGAUACAUUAAUGGGGAUACAGCCGUGAGUGAAGGAUACUCAGUAGAUGCGUUCUUCAUCAUGGACGGACGUUCCAGAAGAAAAGCAACGGGAACUCCAAGGGGAGGAGCGACUCAGAGGCACACCUGCAGCGAGUGCGGCAAGACCUAUGCCACGUCCUCUAACCUGAGUCGACACAAGCAGACGCACAGGAGCAUAGACAGCAAGAUGGCCAAGAAGUGCCCCACGUGCGGCAAGGUCUACGUCUCCAUGCCCGCCAUGGCCAUGCACCUGCUCACCCACGACCUCAAGCACAAGUGUGACGUGUGCGGCAAGGCGUUCAGCCGGCCGUGGCUGCUGCAGGGCCACAUGCGCUCGCACACGGGCGAGAAGCCGUUCGGCUGCGCGCACUGUGGGAAAGCGUUUGCCGACCGGUCAAACCUGCGCGCUCACAUGCAGACGCACUCAGCCUUUAAGCAUUACAAGUGCAAACGGUGCAACAAGACCUUUGCGCUCAAGAGUUACCUGAACAAGCACUACGAGUCUGCAUGCUUUAAGGGGGCGUUCUCCCCAUUAAGCUCACUCAGUGAAUGA
Molecule: messenger RNA, 1006 nt
Organism: Nematolebias whitei (Rio pearlfish)
Lineage: Eukaryota; Metazoa; Chordata; Actinopteri; Cyprinodontiformes; Rivulidae
Product: transcriptional repressor scratch 1-like
Exons: 2
Coding region: 98-1006 (302 amino acids)
Biological process (GO): regulation of DNA-templated transcription
Molecular function (GO): DNA-binding transcription factor activity, RNA polymerase II-specific; RNA polymerase II cis-regulatory region sequence-specific DNA binding
Source: RefSeq, a predicted model, not a curated record